CUCCAAUUAUUAUUGAUGGCUUCUUUUUCUCAAGCUGAGGACCCAGUGUGCACGCAGAGAGGUGAUUCUGGGAACCCAGUCCUAUCAAAAGAUGGGGAUUUUAUAUUAGGGGGGAUGUUCUCUUUUCACAGCAGCUGGGAAGACAGAAUGGACAACUACACACACAAACCAAUGCCACUACAAUGUACCAGUUUAAAUUUCAGAGAUUUCCAAUUUGCACAGGCUAUGCUUUUUGCAAUUGAGGAGAUUAAUAACAGUACAGACCUACUGCCAGGAAUCUCUGUGGGCUAUAAAAUCUAUGAUACUUGUGGGUCUGUGGCCAGAAGUGUAGGUGUCACACUGGCUUUGGCUAAUGGAAAUGAAAUUGUGUCUGUACCCCCGAAGGCACCAUGUACCAGACCUGCACAUGUGCAGGCGAUAAUAGGAGAGACCUCUUCUUCUCCAUCCAUUGCAGUAGCUACUGUUAUUGGACCAUUUGUUCUGCCAGUGAUCAGUCACUUUGCCACAUGUGCUUGUCUCAGUGACAAAACUAAGUACCCAUCCUUCCUCAGAACAAUACCCAGUGACUACUACCAGAGCAGAGCCCUGGCACAUUUGGUCAAGCAUUUUGGAUGGACUUGGGUUGGAGCUAUUCGAACCAAUAAUGAUUAUGGAAAUAAUGGCAUGGCCACCUUCACAGAAACUGCACAGCAGCUGGGCAUCUGUCUGGAGUAUUCUGUAUCUUUUUUUAGGACAGAUCCAUAUGUGAAAAUACAAAAGAUAAUUGAAAUUAUAAAGGCUUCAACCUCCAGGGUAAUUGUUGCAUUCCUUUCCCAUGUGGAUCUGGAUGUGCUGCUACAUGAGUUUUCAUACCAUAACUUGUCUGGGUACCAGUGGGUAGGCACUGAGUCGUGGAUAUUUGAUUCACAAACAGCAAAAAUGGAUAUACAUCACAUACUGAAUGGUGCCAUAGGUCUUUCCAUUCCUAAAGCACAUGUCACUGGCCUGAGAGAGUUCAUACUGGAUGUUAAGCCACUGAAUUCAUCUAAUAAUGAACUCUUUAUUGAGUUCUGGGAGACACUAUUUAGUUGUAAGUUCAAGGAGUUGAAAUCAUCAGCAGACAUUCAGAGAGAGUGUACUGGACAUGAAGAUCUGAACGGAGUUCAAAACAGCUUCACUGAUAUGUCUCUCAUGCCUAUCUUUAAUAAUGUAUAUAAAGCAGUGUAUGCAGUGGCACAUGCACUUCACAAUAUCCUCAGCUGUAAUAAAACAUGUAACAAAAAUGUGCAGCUAGAUCCAUUCACGGUUUUGCAACACAUACGAAAGAUUCACAUCACAACAAAGGAAAGAGAUGAGGUUUACUUUAAUGAGAAUGGAGAUCCAGCAGCAAAGUAUGAAAUUAUAAACUGGCAGCCAAGAGAAAACGGCGUUGUGGAGUUUGUCACAGUUGGUCUUUAUGAUACAUCAUUGGCUCCAGAAAAACAGCUAAAUUUGCAAAACAAGGCUUUAAUUUGGGCAAGAAACACAAAGCAGGUUCCUGUGUCAGUUUGCAGUGAGAAAUGUCCCCCAGGAACACGCAAGGUUCUCCAGAAAGGAAGGCCUGUUUGCUGCUAUGACUGUAUAAGAUGUGCAGAGGGACAGAUCAGCAAUGUUACAG
Messenger RNA from Pundamilia nyererei, 1636 nucleotides. RefSeq names its product extracellular calcium-sensing receptor-like. Gene Ontology annotation, cellular component: plasma membrane. Gene Ontology annotation, biological process: G protein-coupled receptor signaling pathway. The record is from RefSeq and is a predicted model, not a curated record. Gene Ontology annotation, molecular function: G protein-coupled receptor activity. The annotation marks the transcript as partial. Lineage: Eukaryota; Metazoa; Chordata; Actinopteri; Cichliformes; Cichlidae. The transcript has 5 exons.